This is a messenger RNA of Drosophila kikkawai, 3590 nucleotides long. It is a transcript of the gene mmm, whose product is annotated as missing minor mitochondria. Lineage: Eukaryota; Metazoa; Arthropoda; Insecta; Diptera; Drosophilidae. Gene Ontology annotation, cellular component: inner dynein arm. Gene Ontology annotation, molecular function: dynein heavy chain binding; dynein light chain binding. The record is from RefSeq and is a predicted model, not a curated record. Gene Ontology annotation, biological process: inner dynein arm assembly; cilium movement involved in cell motility.
UCUCCCAUUUUUUAGUACAAGAAAAACAAAUAAAAAAAAAACAACUCUAAGGGAAACAGAACCGAAGGCAGACUCAACCAUGUCGAACUUGGAAGCCUCGGGAUCGGGACGGAUUGAGUAUGACGCCGAUAUGGAGUUUACCCUCCCGGAUCAGGAGCCGGGAACGGAUACCUCUGGCACGGCCGCCCAGGUGUCCCGGAGCAAGAAGCCCUACAUGAAGAAGUUCAAGGAGCCGGACUCCGACGAGGAUGUGGGCGACCCGAGGAACCUCUACAAUGUGGCGGAGUCAUGGCGAACUCUUAUGAGCCUGGCCAGCUGCCAGAAGGUCAUGGUGUCAGAGAAGGUUCAGAAGAUCCUAAAGAUCGAGGUGGGCAUCAAUGUUACCCAGGAGUUCCCCUGGAAGCAGGUUCAGUACAAAGACCUGCGCGAUGUCCUCUUCGACGAGCUGGAGAACUCGGCUGACCUGAUAAAGAAGUUCAAGAGCUUCAAUCCGGAGCACUUCGUUCUGAUUGGCUUUUGCCCCCUCCUGACUGAGCAGGACGACGAUCCGCCCGAGGGCGAUCCCUUCAUCUUCUACUCUAGCAUCAAGGAGUCGAAGCUGGCCAUGGGCAUCAUCCAAAACAUGGAGCACUUUGAGCGCUGGCGCAUGCAGCGUCGCCUCCGCAAGAAGCCUCGCCGAUGGGUCAGCCAGGGCACCGAGGACGAGAUGACCAUCAUGGUGGAGCACUUCAAGGAGGAGCCCAUCGAUGUGGAGAUCCAGAGCGUCUACCCCAUCCAGAUGCCGCCGCACGUGAUCUUCGACUACAGGUUGACCCGGGAUGUUCGAGAUGGAGUCAUCGAGCUGCUGCCCAACGAGAACAUCAAAUGGGAGAAUGUGACUAAAAAGCGGAUCACAGUUGCUGUCCAGUCAGCUCCUCCAAAGAUCGACCGGGAGCAGCAGACGAACCCCACAUUUCCCUCGAACGCUUGGUCUCAGUACCUCUACGAGAUCGAUGAUGAAGACCUCGAGCUGGAUGAAACGGACGUGGACGAAGAGGAGGAGAAGCGCAAGGCCCAAGCCAAGGCAGGAACAUAUGUGGCUCCAGAGAAGCCGCCUCCGGAGAUGUCCUCGCAGAUCCAGAUGCUGCUCAACACGCUGGACUUUAAUCAGAUCGAUAGCUACCGGGACGACUACUCCUUGAUUUCCUCGCGUCAGGUGGUGCAGUACACCAAUCCGUACCUGCAGGAGUUUCUCUGCUUUGCCAACAUCUCCAAGAGCAACAAGCGCUACGUGGCCGGCUAUGACUGGUAUCCGAAUCUCUCGGGAUUGAUUGCGGUGUCCUACGCCUUCAGCACUCCAGCGACCAUUAACGAGGCCACCAACCGCGUGGACUACGUGCAGCGUGCGGUGCUGGAACCCAAUCCCGUGCUGCUCUGGAGCUUCUCGGACAACCUGAACUACAAGCUGGAGUUCGAUGCGCAGAUCGAGAACACCGCGCUGACCUUCUGCCCGUUUAAUGGCGACAUCCUGCUGGGCGGCUGCAGGAACGGCCAGGUGGUCCUGUGGGACCUGCAAGGACGUUGCGAGAGGCUGGAUGAGGAGGAGUACCUGACCGCCGCUCAGGCCAAGUACCGGACGAUGAUUGGCGAGUUUCUCAACUGGACCAUCGAGCUGGAGGACAACCGGAUCUCGCCGGCCACCACGUCCAUGCUGCCCACUUCUCCCAAAGGCCCCAUCACGGCCUUUUACUGGCUGGGCUCCUCGAUCUACCUGAACCACUUCGGGAAGGUCUUCAACGAUCCAAACCCCAAGAAUACCCACAAGUUCUUCGUGACGUGCUCCUUCGGCGGAACCAUCAGCUUCUGGAACCUGGACGGUGGCGCUGGAAAGGCCGCCAAGGAAAAGAUGCGCAGCCGCAUGCUGCCCAAGCAGCUGACCCAGAGCGAGUCCUCCUACAAGCUGCAGAUGAUCAAGCCGACCUACAAUCUCUACUUUCCCGAGCCCAUAACAGGGAUCAUAGCGGAUACCGCGAGCUUCAGCUGCCUGACCCCGAUUCCGAAGGUUAUUCAAACCAAUCCGCACAACUAUCCCACCAAGAUGAUAGCCAAGGAUCCGCCCAAUCUCCGCCAGAGCAUGAUCGUCUCUACGUUCUACGGCCACAUCAACCGGAUCGAGUGGCAGGGCACCUACACGGAGGGCGACCCCACGGAGGUCAUCAACAGCUCCAUCCCAUUCGCCCGGGUGCACGAUGGUCCAGUGGUGAUGGUGAAAAAGAAUCCCUUCUAUCCCCAGCUCUUUGCUUCCAUCGGACGCACCAUUCUGGCCAUCUGGAAGGAGGACUACAACUAUUCGCCGAUCUUCUGGCGGCAGCGGGCCUGUGACCUUACCGCCGUGGCCUGGAGCGAGACGCGACCGGCUGUCCUGUACGUGACCAGGAUGGAUGGCAUCCUGGAAGCCUGGGAUAUCCUAGCUCGCGACGACGAUGCCUGCCUCAUCGAGAUCCUUGGCGGUGGGAUUAUCACCGGAAUCACGGAGCACCGCCCAUCGCUGCCGCACAAGAUCCUGGGCAUUGGAGACUACAACAGCAGCAUCCGAAUGGUUAAGCUGCCGCACUCCUUCGAUGUGCCACUGAACAAUGAGCUGGAGAAGCUGAUGGAAUACGUACUCAAAGAGGAGCGGCGCAAGAUGAGCAUUCAGGCGUGGGAGCACAAGUACUACGAGCUCAACAAGGAUAUUAUCGAGGCGAAGCGGGAGGCGGAGGAGGAGACCCGCAAGGAGAUGGAGCGCAUCGAGCGGGAGGAGCAGUUUGCCAACCGAAAGAAGGGCGCCAAGGGAGAGGAGGGUGGGGAGGGGGAUCAAGGCAAAGGCACCAAGGGCAAGUUAGGUGGCAAUUACAACGAGAGAAUGGCCGUGCUUUGGGAUGAACUGAACCUGAACCGCAUGAUGACCAUCUUGAUGUCCCGCAAGCAGAUGGAUCCCGAGAAGCUGGCCCGCGAAACGGCGCUGCAGAAGGAGCAGCUGGCCUACGAGGAGGCCAAAAAGAAGUCCCACCGGGAUGUGCUGGCCAGCGUGGACAACGACAUUGCCACCAUCCGGUCGCGCAUCCUGCCGGCCGAGGUGCCGGACCUGCAGCGCAGUGAGAUGAUUCAGGAGCGGGUGCAACGCGAGAUUGCCAUGUCCGACAGCUACGAGAAGGUCUGCGAGGAUGCCUUCGAGAUGCUGGGCACCUUCCAGGAGUUCAAGUCCAUCGACUACAUAGAGUUCCUGGAACGGGGCCGCCAGCGGCGUCAGCUGCUUGACCAGUCCUUGGGCGGGAACACGGAUCGGCUACUCUGGUACAAGGAGAAGUGCGAGAGCGGUGAGAUCAACGAGUGCCAGUUCGGCUACGAGUUCCUGCACAACCAUUCGGGGGAGUCAACGAGCCAGCAUGGAUUCCCGGACACCAUGACAUCCGAGACCAGAUCGAGCGACAUUAACGUGGAAAUGGAAACUGUGGAGACGGGUAUAAUGGGUCGUCUCGGAGAAUAAUGGACUUGUGAUUGUGUUAAAAUCGUUUCAAAAUGCUUAUAUUCUGUUAGUAAAUGUUGUAGAUAUUUUUUGAGAGCUCGAA